AUGGUUAUCCUCCACGAGAUAAGCAAUGAAGCCAAGACCACAACGGAGACUUCAGGCUCAAUUAACUCUUUCUUGCGUCUCGCCACGAAACCUACUGUGUCUACAACCACAAGAAUUGCCUUGUCCAACACGGCGACAACAAAAUACAAGGGUGUGGUUCAGCAGCAGAACGGUCACUGGGGUGCUCAGAUAUACGCAGAACACCGAAGGAUUUGGCUCGGGACUUUCAAAUCCGCUGCUGAAGCCGCGGCUGCCUACGAUAGCGCAUCUAUCAAGCUCCGAGGCUUUGACGCUAACUCGCACCGAAACUUCCCUUGGUCUGAACUCACGGUCCACGAACCGGACUUUCAAAUCCUCUACACGACAGAAGCUGUGUUGAACAUGAUCAGAGACGGUUCUUACCAUCACAAGUUUAGAGAUCAUGUCAUGUCGAGAUCUCGGAUGGCCAACUUCAACAUCGUUGAAUCAAAACAAGAAUCAAACAAGUGUUUCUCUUGCACGCAACUUUUCCACAAGGAACUGACACCGAGCGAUGUUGGGAAACUGAAUAGGCUUGUGAUACCAAAGAAGUAUGCAGUGAAGCAUUUACCUUUCAUAAGCGACGAUCAAGAAGAGGGUGAAGCUGUGGACGAUGUUGAGGUUGUGUUUUACGACAGUACGAUGAGACAGUGGAAGUUUAGGUAUUGUUACUGGAGAAGUAGCCAGAGCUUUGUUUUCACCAGAGGAUGGAAUGGUUUCGUGAAGGAGAAGAAUCUCAAGGAGAAAGAUGUUAUUGUCUUUUACUCUUGCGAUGUACCGAGUAAUGUCAGGAGAUUAGAAGGGCAAAGAGACAAGUUCUUGAUGAUUGAUGUUGAUCACAAGGGUUUCGUGGCUCCCAAGGAAGAGAACAAAAUGGUUCAUAAUAAGUCUGAGGGAGAAAUGAAAACAGAAAACUUCUUUAACUCGAAGUUAGAAGACGAAGAAACCAAGCAAGAGGAGAACAAAGGAGGGUUUAUGCUGUUUGGUGUUAGGAUCCAAUAG
Messenger RNA from Brassica oleracea var. oleracea, 1020 nucleotides. RefSeq names its product AP2/ERF and B3 domain-containing transcription factor At1g51120-like. The record is from RefSeq and is a predicted model, not a curated record. Gene Ontology annotation, biological process: regulation of DNA-templated transcription. The transcript has a single exon. The coding region runs from base 1 to 1020 and encodes 339 amino acids. Lineage: Eukaryota; Viridiplantae; Streptophyta; Magnoliopsida; Brassicales; Brassicaceae. Gene Ontology annotation, molecular function: DNA-binding transcription factor activity; DNA binding.